AUGACACGCCGGAGACUGGGCCAUUUUCCCCUUAAUUACGUGGCCGGUGGAACCGCGGCGGCCGGGAGGCUCCAAACUCGCAGCCAAGGACACAGGCCGGACACCGCUGUUCCCCAACUUAUUUCUUGGCUCUUUCGGUUGACAUGGUGCAAAGAAAAGUCAGCGAGCGUGUUGUUGAAUUGCAAUGUCUUGGGGCACCUCCACAUUCAACGCUUCUCCGCCGGCCUCCGCCGAAUGAGCCCGCGCUCAAUUCGAUUUUCCUUGCUGUUGGGCACAUUUAGGAGCGCCUCUAUUUGUGAAACGUGUGGGCCUACGUUCUUCCAAGCUGACAGUCGGUUCACAGUGAGCAGCAUGUCACAGAGUCUUUGGGAAGCAAUGAAGUUCAUGACCAGAGCUCCGGGCUUUGAUAGAGUUUGGGAAAAGGUGACUCUUGUCUCUGCUGCUCCUGAGAAAGUAAUUUGUGAAAUGAAAGUAGAAGAAGAGCAUACUAAUAAACAAGGCACUCUCCAUGGUGGUUUCACAGCCACCUUAACAGACAGCAUAUCAAGAAUGGCUCUGCUAUUCACGGAAAGAGGAGUACCAGGAGUUAGUGUUGACAUGAACAUAACAGGUAGAUACCAACCCUCCAUUAGGUACAUGUCACCUGCUAAAAUAGGAGAAGAAAUAGUAAUUACAGCAAAUAUUCUGAAGCAAGGAAAGACACUUGCUUUUGCCUCUGUAGAUAUGACCAACAAGGCCACGGGAAAACUAAUAGCACAAGGCAGACACACAAAACACCUGGGAAACUGA
Heterocephalus glaber (naked mole-rat) is the source of this 789-nucleotide messenger RNA. Its product is annotated as acyl-coenzyme A thioesterase 13-like. Gene Ontology annotation, molecular function: fatty acyl-CoA hydrolase activity. The record is from RefSeq and is a predicted model, not a curated record. Lineage: Eukaryota; Metazoa; Chordata; Mammalia; Rodentia; Bathyergidae.